Saccostrea echinata is the source of this 1002-nucleotide messenger RNA. RefSeq names its product growth arrest and DNA damage-inducible protein GADD45 alpha-like. Gene Ontology annotation, cellular component: cytoplasm; nucleus. Gene Ontology annotation, biological process: regulation of cell cycle. The transcript is spliced from 3 exons. NCBI's taxonomy places the organism in Eukaryota, Metazoa, Mollusca, Bivalvia, Ostreida, Ostreidae. Bases 98 to 571 code for a protein of 157 amino acids. The record is from RefSeq and is a predicted model, not a curated record.
GCCUUUGUACGUAACACAUGUUGAAACGAAACGCGAUUGUUCAGACUAUACUGUAUAUUCUGUGGAUUAUUACGCAACAAAAAAGGAUUAAAUAAUCAUGACUGUUACGGAUUUACUUGCUUCAAAAAUGGCUCAUGAGGACAGAUUUUACAUGGCCAAAAUUGGCGAGGCUGUGAAAGAUGUUGUCAGCAUGGCUGCAUUGAACAAAAGACUGGUUCUGGGUGCAAUGCCCAGUGCCGAGUUUCUAGGAGAGGAGGCAGACAGCGUGGCCCUUUGUCUAUUGCUGGAGAAUAAAUCAGACGAUGUCCUCAUCAACAUCCAGCACAAACUGGUGGAGGCUUAUUGUUGGGAAAAUGAUAUCCCCCUUCUAAAGGUGGACAGUGAGGAUAAAGUCCGAAAGAUCCUGGCAUCCGAGGGCGAUCAGAACAAUAACGAACCCACUGACCUGUCUUGCAUACUUGUUAAGAAUGCAGACAAAUUGUCAUCAUCUGAAUCGAUGCUGGCUGAUUUUUUUGAUUACAUCAUCAAGAACGAAAUUGAACCAUUCCCUGUGAUAACCUUACCGGAGUGACGUAGUGCAGUGAACAGUAGCUCGUGAUUCUCAGCAGCCCACUGAGUAAUUGAACUCAUCUCACUGCACGUGAACCCAUGUUCUGGCAGCGACGUCUGCACGGAUCGAAACCAGGUCGAUCCUUACAGCUGAGAGACUCGCGCCAAAAAGCACGUGUUCCUCCGACAGGAAUUCAGUGCAUAUGUUACACAUGUGCUUCUCCGACAUGUCCACCGGACAUGUUCUUACAUGGUAUACAUGUAAUUCAAAGACAAAUUUGAAAGACAUCAUUUUGUGUUACUUUGUUAAGACAUGGUGGAUUUUUUUAAAUCUGCAUAAUGAUUAUGCAUCAAUUGGACUGUAUCAAUGCAUUUAACACUGCUUCGGAUGUUAAAGUUAUUGUGAAUGAUUUUGUUGAAAAAUAAAAAAAAAAAAAAAAGAAAUUUAUUAAA